Molecule: messenger RNA, 1416 nt
Organism: Cariama cristata (Red-legged seriema)
Lineage: Eukaryota; Metazoa; Chordata; Aves; Cariamiformes; Cariamidae
Product: protein MRVI1-like
Exons: 10
Source: RefSeq, a predicted model, not a curated record
UCCACAUUGCAGUUCCACGUGCUUCAUCCUGUCCACCAUGCCAACCUUACCUGAAGACAAGGGACAAUCAAAAGAGACACAACACAAUAGUUCUCCUCCAGCCAAAGACACUACUGUUGAAGGGACAACAUGCAGUACACCUUCUAUUGUUCUUCCAGAGAAUGCUGUUACGCCAGAUGUAGAAAUUGAUAAAAAUCUGGUUAACAGGCCCCGUAGUCCUCAUAGAAGACAUUCUAACCGUGCCACUAGGAAUCCAACAAAUUCAUUGACUUCUGUUGACAACAGCGGUCAUGUGAUUGAUCUGGUAAAUGAUCAGCUACCAGAUGUCAAAAUAUCAGAGGAAGACAAAAAGAAGAACCUUGAAUUACUAGAAGAAGCAAAGAAAGUAAGCGAGAGGUUUCUAAUGCGCAGAGGUAGAAAGUCAAGAAGCAGCCUUCCGGAGUCACCUACAGCGGUUUCCCCUACACUUAGUCCUAAAGUUUCACCAGUAGCAUCUCGGAGCAACUCUCUCACUUUUCCAGUUCCAUCAGGGUCUGAUGUAUGCACAACCACUAGUGUCGAGUCAGUAUCUCCAGGACAGAAUAACAGAACUGUGAAAGAGGAUGAUAGACAAACUGCAGAGAAUGCUGCAAAAGGAUUAAUUGAUCGAAGGCAGAAUGAUCAAAGAAAGAUUUCUCAGGGAAGGUUGGUUCCUCGUUCUGCUGGUUUUGAAAACUCCAAAGAGAAGCUUUCAGAACAAAAAGAAAACUUUGAUCCAUGUAAACAUAUAGAUACUUUACCUAAAUCCUCCCCUUCAGGUAGUGAUGGUGGCAGAAUGUCUCUUAACACUUGCGUGAAUGUUUGUGAAAGUGAACUUGGAAAAUCAUUCCUCAAGAAAGCAAAAGAAAAUGAUGUUCCUUUAAGAACCUGUCUACCUGGACCAGGGAUAGGAAAUAUAGACUCAAAGCUAAAAAUUCCUGUUCCAGAAAUGAGGGACAAUAAAGUUUCAUGUAAACCAGAAUUUAAACUGUGUGGACUGCGUCCUCCUCUACUACGGGCUGUAUCAUGGGAUAGCUUGGAGCCUGGACAGAAAGAUAAAACACCUUUAAAAUUACCGUCUGAGGAAGAUAAAAGCUUUGCUGUUGGUAAUAAAUCCAGCAAUCAAUUAAAAGCAUUCAAAGACCUUCAAAUCCAAGUUCAACCAGUUCGAAUGCAGAAAUUGACAAAGCUGAGAGAGGAGCAUAUUUUGAUGAGAAAUCAAAAUUUAGUUGGACUUAAACUUCCUGAACUUAGUGAAGCAGCUGAACAGGAAAAAGGCCCUUCACCUCUCCCUUCCCCGACUGAAGAGGAAGAGACAAAGAAUAGCUCUGAUGUCAUGCCCAGCAUUCCUGAUAUAUUGCUGCGAAAACUACGAGUGCACAAAUCGCUUCCAGGAAG